This is a messenger RNA of Paramuricea clavata, 1096 nucleotides long. The record is from the annotation of a GenBank genome assembly. Lineage: Eukaryota; Metazoa; Cnidaria; Anthozoa; Malacalcyonacea; Plexauridae.
AUGCCUUAUAAGCGGAUGAUUAAAGGCACAUCUCCGUAUUGCUUACAAGGUCUGCCUGUUGGUCUACAGCUGAGAAAUCCGAAAGACUAUGGGACAAACCAGCUACGAUCAAUAAUUUCAUGCGCAAAGGCUAUUAAAGUAGUAAGCGAGAUCUUGUGGUGCCUUCUUACCUCAAGAUUUUGGGGAACUAAAGAAGGAAAUAUAUUUGUACAGUUAGUAGUUUAGAAGUAGAAAAAAACAAAAGCCACUACGUUAGACGUUGCGUUACUGAUGUAUGUUCUUUCAAUUUUUUGACAGAUAAAAAAGCCAUUGGACCAGAACCCAAAUGAACAACGAAAACAACAGUCACAACGACAAAAACAGCAACAACUGCAACCAGAACAACUGCAACAACAACAGCAACAACAACAACAACAACAACAACAACAACAACAACAACAACAACAACAUCAACAACAAAAUCAACAACAAAAUCAACAACAACUGCAGCAACAACGACAAACAAGUCGACAACAAAAAGGCGUUGUGAACCUACAGAUCCCCAAUGACGACUACAAUCCAAUUGAUGGUAAGUACUUAUUAUACAUGCAUUAUUAUAUAUGUGCAAUCAUUUUUUUACAUUAACUAGCCAGACAGCGGCCAAAAAAGGCUUUAACAUGAAAACGAGGCUUUUAAUAAAAACAUACUAUUCAAUAAAAAACUUAAUUCAUACUUGGUAAGAAAUUUGCAAGAUUUUUAUAAGAUAUAUAUACAGUAUAGUUUGCGCCCAUCAUUUCCUUUGUGAUUGCUAACAUGAUGCCAUUAUAAUAAUUCCAUUUUAUUCUAUAAUUUUGUAGGUGAGAGUGUAAUUGUUAUUGGGGUUUGUGCUAAAAAACCUCUGUUAUUUGGUUCUGGUGUUGUUUUACCAGGACGGAAACUUCACUUUAAAGAUAUUCGAGAAAACUCGUGUAAAAGAUCGAUUUCAACGAUUAGUAGUACCUGCCCAGGCGAUGCCAAGCCAUUUUACCAAGACAAAAAUGGGGAGAACAGACUAGUAGUUGGACAGAUUUACGAGUGGCCUAGAACAUAUCUUUUCCCUUCAAAAAACUUUAAUUAA